GGCACGGCUACCUUUCAAGAUGGCUUAGGGAACUGUGAGGGAGACAAUUGUAUCGAAUGAAGCCUUUGCUGCUAUUUGUAAGAUGUUAAUAUGCGAUUCUAAGUUACUUUAUACGUUUAACAAUAAUGACUGAUUGUUUGUUGCGUUUCUUUCAGUUAGCUGUCGUCUAUACUUGCUCACGUAUCGUUAUAAAUAUCGUGCAGUUUUACUUCAUUUUGUACGUCACGGAUACGUUGUAUUUUAGCAAGGAGUCUAUUGCUUAUUUUCCACUGAUUCUUCUCAUAACGGAACUGUUUGCUAACACUCUCAUUAAGAAUGUUAGAAAGAUACUUGGGAAUAAGUGGACAUUUUGUGUAGCUGCUCUCGUGGUUCUUCAAUCCUGCAUCUGGUUUCAGCUCCAGUCUCAAACCGCGGGUAAAAACUUCGUUUUCUUGUCUGCAAUUAUGAUGUGCAGCGGUAGUUCAGUUAUGUUGACGACAUCGUUGAGUAUGCUUACAGACUUGGCCAAUAAAGAUAAGGGAUCCAGCGAGUUCAUUUACUCAGCGUUGGGAUUCUUGGAGAAGCUUUUUGUUGGUAUUAUCAUCAUUGUUAUUCAGAGUAACUAUCCCUGUGCUAAUAAUGGAGGUAAAUGCCCAGAAUGUGCUGACUAUGUCCGGCUAUUCUUCACCUUGACACCAGCCAUCGUGACAAUAGUUGCUCUCAUAAUGAUCUUGUUUGGUUUUAAGACAACAGUCAUGAUCUCCUGCAUAAAUACAGGUAUAGUUUUAAUAAUAUUAGGUAAAGUCCGGCAAUGAGGACUGGACGGGAUUUCAAGCCCCAGCAAAUAUUUCCAGAUCAAGGGAGCAAGGAUGGCCGAGCGGUUAAAACG
Messenger RNA from Exaiptasia diaphana, 868 nucleotides. Its product is annotated as major facilitator superfamily domain-containing protein 12. Gene Ontology annotation, biological process: carbohydrate transport. The transcript is spliced from 5 exons. NCBI's taxonomy places the organism in Eukaryota, Metazoa, Cnidaria, Anthozoa, Actiniaria, Aiptasiidae. Gene Ontology annotation, cellular component: membrane. Gene Ontology annotation, molecular function: symporter activity. The coding region runs from base 126 to 794 and encodes 222 amino acids. The record is from RefSeq and is a predicted model, not a curated record.